Messenger RNA from Trichoderma atroviride IMI 206040, 4249 nucleotides. The record is from RefSeq and is a predicted model, not a curated record. Lineage: Eukaryota; Fungi; Ascomycota; Sordariomycetes; Hypocreales; Hypocreaceae.
UCACCGAGCCUGGCCCGAAGUGACAGCACGAGGCGGGCACGUCCAUUUACACACCAGCUUCGGAUGUAGCUAGAACCCGCGAUAUGUCUGGCGUAAGAACGAGGGCAUCCAGCCGCGCCAGCGUCUUUGCUGACGAGCGAUCCCGGGUUCCCGGAGCCAAUGGAAACCUGCGAAGGGUCGCGGCGGAUGCAAAGAAUGCAGAGGCGGGCCCAUUCGGCAGCAACGAAUCACAGAAGCGAUCGUCGCCAGCAGGCAAUGCGAGGGCCGCGGGCAGAGCCAAGGACGAGCGGCGCUACGAGGAGCGCAAAGUCACCGAGAGGGCCUUUGAAGCUCACGUGGAGCGGGUGGUUUCGCGGACGAACAGCCCUUCGCAGCAACAGCAGCAGCAGCAGCCUCCGGAGAAGAGGCCGGCGGAGAUGCGCAGACAGAAAUCGUCUACUGAUCUGCGGCAGAGAGAGAUGCGGGCAGAGACGCCUCCAGCUACCUGGAACCCCGAGGCGACGCUUCUGCCGCAUACUUCUGCCGCCCUUGCUUCGCGGAUAUCAAUACCUCCCAUUGCGUUCGCGAUUCCGUUCGCGCCGCAGCCAAAGCCCCUGAACGAGUUAACGCUGGAGGCUCAGGAGGCAGCUAUUGUGGAAGAUUUAUUAUAUGUUUUCAUGGGCUACGAGGGGCAGUACAUUCGAUAUGCUAGGGGCUAUACUCCUCACGAGGAGAGAGAUCGACUGUCCGGGCCGCCAUUUCGGAUCCUGCCAGGUCUUGACCCUAGCUUGCACGAUUUGACAAAGUCCAUGCUGAAAAUGGCCACCUACUACUCAGCGUUGGAAGCCUUUGUCGACGUGCAGAGUCGGGAAGAGUUCGGCGCGGUCAAUCAUGCGCUGUGCGCUUCCGUAAGAAAGUGCCUGCAGGACUACCUGGUCAUGAUUGCUCAACUGGAAACACAAUUUCUGACGAGCGAAUCAUUCACCGUCCAUGUCCUCCACAUACACACACUGCCCACAUGCCAGAUGCUGUCCCACCUUUACGCCAUGGCACAAGAGCUCUUGAAGAAGAACGCGCUGCUGGACGAUGAAAGCGACGAGGAAGAUGACGAUGAUAUAGACGACUACGAAAAAGUCCUCGAGAGGCUUGCUGAGGGCGGAGAUCUCGUUCCUGGAAGUUCUAAAGCUCUGAAAGUCUGCAAGGGCGGCGGGGUUUUGGGCUUGCUAGCCUCAAGGUUAGAGUCGAUGGGCGGUGACCCGGCUGCCCGAUCACUAUUGACAUCAUUAUUGCGGGACGCGAGUCGACCAUAUAUGAAGAUGCUGAACGAGUGGCUGCACCAUGGCAGUAUUCACGAUCCUCACUCCGAGUUUAUGAUUAGGGAACAGAAGAGCAUAGGACGAGAGAGGCUCGAGCGAGAUUAUAUCGACGAGUACUGGGAGAGGAGAUAUACCAUCCGUGAUCAAGAUGUACCGCCGCAGCUGGAGGGCGUCAAGGAAAAGGUACUGCUGGCUGGAAAAUAUCUCAACGUCGUUCGCGAAUGUGGCGGAGUGGACGUGAGCAAAAUAGUGACGGAGCUACCAACCUCAUUCGACGACAAACGGUUCCUUGAGAAUGUCAAUAAUGCCUAUGCUCAUGCCAACGAGUCUCUCAUGCAGCUGCUACUUACCACGCAUGAGCUACCGUUGAGACUGCGCUCGCUCAAACAUUACUUCUUCCUCGAUCCGUCAGACUCGUUUUCAUACUUCCUCGAGCUUGGCUCAUCAGAGUUGAGGAAGCCCGUCAAAUCGGUCAACACAAGCAAGCUGCAGUCUCUGCUGGAUAUAGUUCUGCGCCAGCCGGGGACUGUGGCCUCGCUUGACCCUUUCAAAGAGGAUGUAAAGGUGGAGAUGAACGAGAUUACCCUCAUCAACAAUCUCCAGCGGGUUGUAAACAUCACAGGAAUCGAGUCAGGCCAAGUGAUGCAGCCUGUUACUAACCAACCGCCCAUUGAACCGGAUAAGAACGCGACUGGCUUUACAUCUCUUCAGCUCGACUACUCGGUUCCUUUCCCAGUCUCUCUGGUGAUCAGCCGCAAGACCGUGUGGCGUUACCAAGCACUCUUCCGUUUCUUGCUCUCUCUACGCACCCUGGAGUCUCAACUGUCGUCGACCUGGCAGACACAUACAAAGAGCGUGACCUGGGCCCACAAGGGCGUCAACCAAGAGCUCGAGACCUGGAAGCGACGAGCCUCGACGCUGCGAGCGAGAAUGCUCAUCUACGUCCAGCAGGUCCUGUAUUUCUGCACUGCAGAAGUAAUCGAACCAAAUUGGACAAAGUUCAUGUCCCGUUUGAAAGCCAAGGACGACACUUUUGACAGGAAAUCCGGAGUCAAUCGGACGGUAGACGAGCUGAUGCAAGACCAUGUAGACUUCUUGGACACUUGCCUGAAAGAGUGUAUGCUCACCAAUAGCAAGCUACUAAAGGUCAACUCAAAGCUUAUGCAGUCCUGCAGCAUCUUCGCUGCCUACACGAGCUUCCUAUCCCGCGAGAUCGAAAAGUCUGAUCCUGAUUUGUCUAGCGGCAAUAAGCCCGACACCAUGACCGACGACCAAUGGCGGCGCUUCCAGGCCUCGAGGAGCAGCGCCCCGCGUUCAGGGUCAGCAGCACAGCACGAUGCUUCGACCCUGGAGAGCGUCGAGUCGCGGGUCAACAAUCUUGCCGACAUUAUCCGCAAGUGGGAGAGCAACUUUGGCCGUCACAUGAAGAUUCUGUCAGACUCGCUUAAUCACUACGCUGCGACGGAGACUGUGGUGUUGCUGAGUUUGUGUGCCAGAUUGAGCUCUGUGAAUCAGGGCACUGAGUGGGCUGCUAUUGGAGCCGAGGAAGACGACCAGGCAUAAUCCCACCUUUUUUUUUUCCCGUUUUCGAGACUCUUUGCUUUCUCAAUAUCGAAAGGGAGGAGGGAUCCGUUCAAUGUGCACUUUUAUUUUGCUUUUCAACGACCUCUUAAUGAAUUCUUGUUAGACGAGUUAAAUCGGUUAGCUGCUGGUCUUUUGGUGUAUGGCGUUUGACGUGUCAAGAGCAUAAAAUGGGCCAAAGGAGGAUGGGCAAUGAGCGCCAGUAUUCAGGCACAUGUUUUUUUUCACAAGGAUUUUACUAUACCAAAGUCAUUUCUCAGUCCCUACCAAGUUGCGUUUUGAUAGCAAAUGUUGAUGUGGAGAGGGGAAAAAAAGACAAUGAUUGAUGCUCGCUUGAAGUUAAGGCACAUUUCACAAUUCAAACUUGCAAGAAGAAUAACAAAGAAAUAAUAAUAUUUUGGGGAGCAAAUAUCAAUCAUAGAUGCAGACUAAUCCCUCCCAUAUGGUCACGAGUUGUCCAUGCGCUCUCGUUCAUCCUUCCCCAAAUAAAUGAGAAAGAGCAAAAAAGGAAAAGGGGAAUCAAUGAAGUACAAAAAAGAAAAUGUAAGCCAAAUAUCACCAGAUCCCGGGCGCCGCUAAGAUCAGGCGUGGCUCGUGAGAGCUUUGGUAUGUAAAAAAUGCCACAAUAUGCCGCGGAACCAGAGUGUUUGCCAUACCCGAGAUGAGAUGAGAUGAAAUGAGAUGAAAUGAUAUAUAUAUAUAUAAUGAGAAACAAAAGGAGGGGAGGAACAGGUUUCCUCUUCAGCCUCCUAGAAAUCCGCUUUUGCUCUCCCAGUGUCAAGAUGUUGUCUGGUGGAAUGGCGAGAGUAUCAAUGAAAUAAAUGGGUUACAGCACAUAUGCGUAUGUAUGCCAUGUAAAUGGGAAGAAGAAGAAAAAUAUAAAGUUAUAAUGCUAAAAAGCUGUCGGGAUAUCGGAGCUGGGAAAAGAAAAGAAGAAACAAGCAAUAUUAAAAUUCGUUACUUCGUUAUGAGAGUCGUGAUAAAUCACAGUCUCAUCAUUUGAAAAGACUGCGAAGAUCCAUGAGCUUCUGUCUCGCAGCCUCUGCCUUGUCAAGCGCUUUGUUCUGGCCGUCCAUGCUGAGGCUGGCCAGCUUCACCUUCUUUUCUUGCAGCUCAAGCAUCUUUUCUUCGAAACUGUUGCGCAUAAUGUACCGGAUGGUGCGCACAGGUCGCUUUUGGCCAAGGCGGUGUACACGAUCAACCGCCUGGGCUUCGGCUGCAGGGUUGUACUGCGGCUCCAUCACGUACACGUUGUUGGCAGCAGUCAGAUUCAGACCCAGUCCACCGGCCAUGAUAGAGACAAGUAUGACAUGGAUGCUAUUGUCUUCACGGAAGCUAUCCAUUGCCGCUGUGCGUGCUUGCCGGGUCAUGCU